CUCGGUCGCGUACAUCGAGGAAUCUAAUCGGAAGGUCGACUGCAACAGCGACAACUUGAAGCUCGUGCGCUCCAUGGAUACGAACAUUCAGGACCGCGUCGUCUACAUCAAGGACUGGUGUUUUUAUUCACCCGAGGGCAUGGACACCAAGUACGACAACGUGACGUACCCACAUAUCAACGAGGGCGACGACCAGGACAAAGAGUGCGACAACGGAGGCUCGGCCAUCGACAACUACAAUAAUGACAAGGACAACGACGACGCCACACACCUGGGUAAGCACCAACGGGCGGCCUAG
Prorocentrum cordatum is the source of this 298-nucleotide messenger RNA. Lineage: Eukaryota; Dinophyceae; Prorocentrales; Prorocentraceae. The record is from the annotation of a GenBank genome assembly.